AUGGAUCCCGGGUCUGCUCUUAACCACCAUGUCCUCAAGAAUUACAUCCCGUUUGCUUAGAACAUCAGCAAAACCAAAGGCUGUCACGAAACAGGAUCUACAUAUAUCGUUGCGGUCAUGGUCCAGAAGUCUAUCGUCCAGUUCACCACGGCCCGCUAUGCACCAAGGGCCUACACUUGCUACCUCCUCGGGUAUUCAUGCACGGCAAGAAAGUCGUAGCCAUAAUCUGCAUCCUCAGCUAAGCCGAUCCAUGUUCAUACAAACAGAAACCACUCCGAACGACGAUUCUCUAAAGUUCAUACCCGGAGUAUCUGUAAUGGGCGAAGGAACGGCUGAAUUUCUUGACACUCGUUCUUCACUGUCUUCCCCUCUGGCUAUUCGCUUGAUGGGCGUUCAGGGUGUGAAAGCUGUCUUUUAUGGGCCCGAUUUUGUCACUGUGUCAAAAGACAGCGAGAAUCCAUGGGCCGUUCUAAAACCAGAAAUAUAUUCUCUACUCAUGGAGCAUUUCUCUUCUGGUCAACCUUUAUUCAGAUCGCAGGAAGAGAGGGAUGCAGCUGGACCACAGGACACCAAGAUUCUGGACACCGACUCGGAGACAGUUGCUAUGAUUAAAGAAUUACUAGAAACGAGAGUACGGCCAGCAAUAAUGGAGGACGGGGGAGAUAUUGAAUACCGUGGGUUGUCUGAUGAGGGGUUCGUCAAAAUUAAGUUGAAAGGUAGCUGUCGAGGAUGUGACUCCAGUACCGUGACAUUGAAAUCCGGUAUCGAGAGAAUGUUGAUGCACUACAUUCCCGAGGUUCAGGGCGUAGAACAGGUUUUAGAUGAGGAGGAGGUAGUUGCAUUGGACGAAUUCGCAAAGCUAGAGCAGCGCCUAGCACAGAAAGAAGAAUUGAAGAAAGAGUCUAAGUGAGCCUCUUCGGCCCUGUUUAUGCAAUAUCACAUUCCCCGUUGACCGUCUCGUUUGUGCACGUAGAAUGGCAAAGUAUAUGUCUAUUUGACGUAGUUGUAUUAUACCGCAUACAACGAAGUUGGAUCCUAUUCAGCAGUUCAC
Messenger RNA from Serpula lacrymans var. lacrymans S7.9, 1051 nucleotides. RefSeq lists its product as uncharacterized. Lineage: Eukaryota; Fungi; Basidiomycota; Agaricomycetes; Boletales; Serpulaceae. Gene Ontology annotation, biological process: iron-sulfur cluster assembly. Gene Ontology annotation, cellular component: mitochondrion. The transcript is spliced from 3 exons. The coding region runs from base 158 to 910 and encodes 250 amino acids. Gene Ontology annotation, molecular function: iron-sulfur cluster binding; iron ion binding. The record is from RefSeq and is a predicted model, not a curated record.